Melozone crissalis (California towhee) is the source of this 1115-nucleotide messenger RNA. RefSeq names its product transmembrane protein 170A (gene TMEM170A). The record is from RefSeq and is a predicted model, not a curated record. NCBI's taxonomy places the organism in Eukaryota, Metazoa, Chordata, Aves, Passeriformes, Passerellidae. Gene Ontology annotation, cellular component: endoplasmic reticulum membrane. The coding region runs from base 1 to 426 and encodes 141 amino acids. Gene Ontology annotation, biological process: endoplasmic reticulum tubular network organization. The transcript is spliced from 3 exons.
AUGGACGGCGGCGAAGCGGGUGGCGGUGGCGGGGGGCUCCUGCAGCAGAUCCUCAGCCUGCGCCUCGUGCCCCGCGUGGGCAAUGGCACCACCACCUACUCCAGCCCGCUCUCCACUUUCCCAGAGAUGUGGUACGGUGUCUUCCUGUGGGCAGUCGUGUCCUCCCUCGCCUUCCACGUCCCGGCCGCGCUGCUUGCGCUCUUCACGCUCCGGCACCACAAGUACGGCCGGUUCAUGUCCGUGAGCGUGCUGCUGAUGGGCAUCGUGGGACCCAUCACCGCCGGCACCCUCACAAGUGCUGCCAUUGCUGGAGUUUACAGAGCUGCAGGGAAAAAAAUGAUUCCCUUUGAGGCGCUCAUUUUUGGCGUGGGCCAGACCUUCUGUGUGGUGGUGGUUUCCUUCCUGCGCAUCCUGGCCACUCUGUAGCUCCUCUGGAGAGGCUGGAGAGCACAAACCAGAGGGGGAGCACAGGACCUGCUGCCUCAGAACAAAGCACAGGGAGCACAGCUCCAGCCUUGUGUUUCUUCUGCUGAUUUAAGGAAUUGGGGCUGCUCGCUCUUGCCUCCAGCCUGGCUUGAAAUUUUAAAAUUGUGAAUUUUGUUACUUUUUGGUAACAUUAAGUGCCAAGUGAAGCUUUAUUUCUCUGGAGGGUAGGAAGAUGGUUCCCAGAGGAGGAGACCCAGGUACCUGUCACCAGUGAUGGACUGUAGUGACAGGACAUGACUAAAAUGGGGCACCAGCUGUGCUGGGGUAGGAACAGGACCAGAGUGACACUGUGUCCUCAGAGCUCACUCACCACUUUGUUGCUUGGUUUUCAGUGAACCUGAAGCUCUUUUAAUGCCAGUUUUAAAAUUAAAAAAUUGUUUUCUUUCUGGCCCAAACUUCUUAAUACCAGGUGAUAGCCAUAGUGGAUUUGGGAGCAGCAAAAGGAGAACUCAUUUUAGAUGGAUGAGAGUGCAGAUUUGUGUCUGGGAGCUCUGGCUGUGAAUGCUGCACAGGGGAAAUGACUGGUAUAAAAGAGAUUUUGUGAAUUUUAUUACAGCAAAGCUCUUCUGGCCCUGUGAAUGUUUUGCCCAGAGUCAAAGCAGAGUGGAGUGGGCACUCCAGAAAUGCCA